AUGUCGACUGUGUAUGUAGAUCGAGGGAUGGCCUGGUGUACAGUAGUUGGUGGUUUUGUUGCCAACAUCCUGUUAGGUGGUUUAGGCAAAUCUUAUAGUUUGGUUAUGGAAGCUUUUCAAGAAGUGUUUGAAUGUGGUUCUGCCUAUUUGUUUCUAGCUGGUGGUCUAAUCUUUACCCUGAUGUAUUGUCUAUCUCUUGUUAACCAUUUAAUUUCCAAACGAUAUGGUAGUCGACCUGUUGUAAUGGCUGGGGCUUUUGGCUCAUUUAUCAGUUUAUUGAUUGCAUCAUGUUCCCCUAAUUUGGCUCUUUGGGUAGUUGCUGUUGGCUUAGGAAUUGGUGCAUCAUUAUCAUGUAUUUAUUUCACAGUAUUUGCUGUUGUCGGUUGUUGUUUCAAACGUUAUCUAGGUUUAGCUAAUGGAAUUAGUAUUGCUGGUGUUAGUAUUGGGCAAAUGGUAUUCCCUUCAUUGAUUACUUAUUUAAAUACAACGUAUAGUGCUAGAGGUGGUGGAGUUAUAAUGGCUGCAAUCUGUUUACAUCUAUUGAUUACAGCUGUAUUAAUGCCUCGUCAUAUCAUUGAUCCAGAUGCACCCAGUGUAUCCACAGAAAAAACUGAUGUGAACAAAUCAAAAAAGAAAUCAUCAUCGAAAUUACAAUCUAAAUCGAAAGAAGGCAAACAAUUGAUGCCAUGUAAAGAUCAAUCCAUGAUAGAUAAACAAUUGGCAUUGAUCAUUGAUUCAGGAGACAAGAAAUCGAUCAAUGCUGCUGUAGAUGAUGAAUUCUCUACGAAAUUAGACGAUUCAAAAGAUAUUUUAGUUCAUUCAAUGAAUACAAUGAAUCAUUCAUCAUCGACAUUAUCUCGUGUAUCUGUUCUAUCGUUAACAACUCGACAAACAACUUAUUUAACACGUGGAUUAUUGAUUGUUUAUAUAAUAGGCAAAGCAUUUGGUGAUGUUGGCGAUGUGAGUGUAUCGUUUAUUGCACCAGUUUUUGGCACUGAAUUAUCAUUAAGUUCUACCAUAAUCAAUAGAGCUAUAGCUAUUGCCGGUGUCGGUGAUUUAAUCACGCGUCUUGCAGUUGGUUGGCUUACAGAUAGACCAGGAUGUGUUGGUCGUCGUGGUCUGUUGUUAGCUUUUACAUGGAUUAUAGAAGGAUUAAAUGCUUUUGCAUUUGCUGAACUUAAUCGAUUAUAUGGAAAGCAUACUACUACUGCUAUUCUUCAUACUGACGAUGUCAAUGGCAGUAAUAACAAUCAUGAUUCGACUGCAUUAAUUGUAUGCUAUUUUAUAUGUUUCGGUAUUCAUGGUAUUUGUAGUGGUACUGCAAUGACACAAAUGAUUGUAGUUUUAUGCGAUUGGGUUGGUUCAUCACAAUUAGCUCAAUCAUUAGCUAUAACUAUGGUUAUUUUAGGAUUAGUUAUAUCACCGGGACAAUUUUUAAUGGGUUUUAUUGCUGAUUACACUGGUUCAUUUGUCUCAUCGCUGAGAAUAUGCGGUGUCAUUCUACUAUGUGCUGGUUUUAUUCUUUUCUUGGAAUUUCCUGUUCGUCGAUUAUAUCCAUUAGCAAGUAGUAUUACUACUACUACUACUAAUAGUAAUAAUAACAAAAACAGUAGUAAUAAUAAUAAAACACAAUCAAUCGAUCAAUGUAUUCCAGUGAAAGAUGUUGAAGCACAAGAUAUUCUCUAUGAUGCUGUUGUUGUCAAUAAUGGAAAAUGUCAUUCAUUGUCCAAUUCACUGGAUCGUAAUAAUAUUAAUAGUAAUGAUAAUCAUAUCAACAGUAAUAAUUUAUCUCCACUUCUGCAUACUACAAUUGGACAAAGUACAGAGUUCAAAUAUCCAAAAUAA
Messenger RNA from Schistosoma turkestanicum, 1845 nucleotides. Lineage: Eukaryota; Metazoa; Platyhelminthes; Trematoda; Strigeidida; Schistosomatidae. The record is from the annotation of a GenBank genome assembly.